Molecule: messenger RNA, 4115 nt
Organism: Oncorhynchus nerka (sockeye salmon)
Lineage: Eukaryota; Metazoa; Chordata; Actinopteri; Salmoniformes; Salmonidae
Product: semaphorin-3D-like
Exons: 18
Coding region: 346-2856 (836 amino acids)
Biological process (GO): semaphorin-plexin signaling pathway; neural crest cell migration; axon guidance
Cellular component (GO): plasma membrane
Molecular function (GO): chemorepellent activity; semaphorin receptor binding
Source: RefSeq, a predicted model, not a curated record
CAUCCAUUUAACACGUGCAAGUAGAGUGCAUAGUUAGUUAUUCGCGGACGGCGGGGACUCAAACUGCUCAGAAGUGAGUAAAGGAAGCACAGGGAAAUUUUGGGGCGAUUUCGUUUGAGCAACUUGUAUCGCUGCUGUGAUAAAUGCCAGCUAGCCCUUGCCAGGUGUAAUGUAAGGUUUCGGGAAUGUGUUGUUAAGGUCUGUGUGUGAGUUCAGCUCUGGUCAUCAUUACGCACGGGAGGAAUCUCGCUCCAGCAGCGACAAGACAACGUUGAGAACAGGUACUUUGCGAAGACGGUUGAGGAACAGUAGCAGAAGAGAGAAGAAAACCUCCACUCUCUCAUCAUGAAGACUGGAGGAGCAAAUCCUGAUCCUUGGGAGAGGAGCCAGGGCAAGAGGCUGUCCAGGAGCUCCGCUGGAAGUCAGGAGAGGAUUAGGCUGUCUCUAGCCCACCCAGGGCUGCUGCUUCUGGGGAUAGUACUGCUGGUCGUCCUGCCCUCUGGAGAAAGUGUCAAACAGAAUGUACCCAGAGUCAAACUCAGCUACAAAGUGCUGAUCCAGGGUGGUAGUGUAUCAGUGUUCCUGAGUCCUACUGACGGUCUCCAUUCCCACUCUGUGUUGUUGGAUGAGGAGAGAGGCAGGCUGCUGCUGGGAGCCAAAGACUCAGUCUACCUACUGGACCCUGACAACCUCAGCAGAGCCCCCAGGAAGAUCAGCUGGCCAUCCUCCAGAGACACAGUGGAGAUGUGUAAACUGGCAGGCAAGAAUGCUCAAUUGGAGUGUGCCAACUUUGUGCGUGUGCUCCAUAACUUUAACCAUACCCAUUUGUAUGCCUGUGGGACAGGAGCCUUCCACCCGAUAUGUGCCUUCAUUGAGAUCUCAGGACGCAGAGUGGAGGGUGUGUUCAAGUUGUUGUCUGGUACAGUGGAGUCCGGGAGGUUGAAAUGCCCUUACGACCCCUGGCAACCUUUCACGUCUGUCCUCACAGACCAGUUCAUGUAUGCUGGCACGGCAUCAGACUUCCUUGGUAAAGACACAACGUUCACCCGCUCCUUGGGCCCACCCCCCGACCAGCACUACAUACGUACUGACAUCUCAGAGGACUACUGGAUCAACGAGGCCAGGUUUGUAUCAGCCCAUCCUGUGUCAGACACCUACAACCCAGACGAUGACAAGAUCUACUUCUUCUUCCGCGAGUCAUCACGUGACGGCAACGAUAAGAGUGUCCUGUCCCGCGUGGCACGCGUCUGCAAGAAUGACGUGGGAGGGUUGAGGAGUCUGACCAAUAAGUGGACAACGUUCCUCAAAGCCAGACUGGUGUGUUCCAUCCCUGGACCUGACGGAGUGGACACGCACUUUGACGAGCUCCAGGACAUAUUCCUGCUCCCCACCAGAGAUGAGAAGAACCCUGUUGUGUAUGGAGUCUUCACCACCUCCAGCUCUGUGUUUCGUGGCUCGGCGGUGUGUGUGUAUAGCAUGGCUGACAUACGAGCUGUGUUCAACGGACCCUACGCUCACAAGGAAGGACCUGACCAUCGCUGGGUAGAAUACGAGGGGAGAAUACCUUACCCUCGCCCUGGAACGUGUCCCAGUAAGACGUAUGAUCCCAGGAUAAGGACCACUAAAGACUUCUCAGAUGAGGUGGUCAGUUUCAUCCGCUUCCACCCCCUCAUGUUCCGCUCCGUCUACCCCCUGACCAGCCGACCCGUGUUCACGCGUGUACGUGUCGACUACACACUGACGCAGAUAGUGGUGGACCGCGUCAUGGCUGAGGACGGACAGUAUGAAGUCAUGUUUCUGGGGACAGAUGCUGGGUCAGUUCUAAAGGUGGUGAGCAUUACUCAGGAGAACUGGUCUACUGAGGAGGUGAUUCUGGAGGAGCUCUCAGUGUUCCAGGCUCCCACUCCCAUCCUGAGUAUGGAGAUCUCUUCUAAACAGCAACAGCUGUAUGUGGGUUCGGGGGCUGGGCUAGCCCAGGUGUCCCUGAGCAGGUGUCACCUGUAUGGUCAGGUGUGUGCAGAGUGUUGCCUUGCCAGAGAUCCUUACUGCGCCUGGGACGGACACACCUGCUCACAAUACGUCCCAGCAUCCAAGAGGAGAGCCAGAAGACAAGACAUCAAACAUGGAGACCCAUCCAGCCAGUGUUGGGACACAGAGGACACUCUGCAUGGAGGCAGGGUGGAGGAGAGGACAAUGUUUGGGGUGGAGAAUAACUCCACCUUCCUGGAGUGUCUCCCCAAAUCACAACAGACCACCACACGCUGGUUCAUACAUAGACCUGGAGCUGAACACAGAGAGGAGGUGAGGCCAGAUGACAGAGUGGUCCAUACAGGCCAAGGUCUCCUCAUUCGCUCUCUCCAUCCUGCCGAUGCUGGCAUGUACGUGUGUAUGGCACAGGAGCACACACACUUCACACACACUCUGCUCCGCCUCACGCUGCGCCUCAUUUCGUACGGGCAUCUUGACGGGCGGCCAAAGCCCAGCAAGGUCCCCAGUGUUGAGGUUCGCCCCGGGGCAGAGUCUCGUCAGCGCUAUAAGGACUACCUGCGUGUGAUGAGUUCUCCCAUUGGCUCGCUGGAGGAGUACUGUGAUUCGCUUUGGCUGGAGAAGAGGCCGGCCAAUAGGAGAGGUGGAAGAGGGCAGGGGGUGGGGAAAUGGAAACACAUCCAGGAGCUGAAGAAAAGCAGGAACAGACGACACCACGGAGAGAGGAAUGGAGAGAUGGAUAAAGAGAUGGAUGGAGAGAGGAAUGGAGAGAGGGAUAAAGAGAUGGAUGGAGAGAGGGAUAAAGAGAUGGAUGGAGAGAGGGAUAAAGAGAUGGAUGGAGAGAGGGUAGUGAGGCGGAGGAGAGGAUGAGCUGGUGAGGAUACCAAAAAGGAGGAGUGAGAACAGCAGUCACAAAAAGUGUCAUUAGGGGAACCCAUCAAUGUUUAUAGUGGGUAAGAUGAUCAAACAAGUAGUUAGACUUGAGGGAAAGUUAUAGGGACCACAAUACAAUCUUAGAAAAAAAAUAUUCCAAUAGGGUUCUUUGGCAGUCCCCAUAGGAGAGCCCUUUCUGGUUCCAGCUAGAACCUUUUUGGGUUCCAUGUAGGAGCCUCUGUAGAAAGAGUUGUACCUUGAACCAAAAUGGUUCUACUUGAAACCAGAAAGGGUUCAAUGAGGGUGUAGACUGCUGUCACAGGUAUGAUCGUAUUUUAUACCAGUCAAACACUCAUAGGACUUACAUAGGUCUGGCUUUUCAAACUACACUACCCAUGAUCCCUCUGGCUGUGCCCAGGUUUGUAUCUCAAUAUUGUCUCAGUGCUUUUACUGUUUUAUGGUUGUGGCUAGAAGGGGUGCAGCUAAUGUCAAAUGUGAUUUCAAACUCCCGUGAGAGUUUGGAAUUUGUCCAUUUUUCAUAAACAGCAUUUUUUAAAUUGUUCCAAACAUCAGAUUUCGAAGUGUUUAACGUUAAGAUCAGGCAUUAACUCCAAAUUCUCAAGGUUAGUCAUUAACUUCGAAUGGUUAAGGUUAGGGUAAGCUUAGGGUAAGGUUAAGGGUAACGGUUAAGUUUUUUGGAUAGGCUUGAAACAAAAAUUAAUUUCUAUUGCUAGAUUUGAACUUUCAAUCUGAGGCAGAUGCUUAUCCACCAUUCCCGUCCACAACACCCUAGCAAAAGCAGUGUCCCCGUUGUCCCUAGUGGCCAGUUUCCACGUCAUGUCCCGUCGUCCUCAGACAUGGAUGGACGUUGAAUAUUGACUAGUAUCAUGGGUGACCUGGCUAAGCCAGUAUGGUCUGAGUUCACAACAAGUGUGUGAUGUCACUGAACUUCGCUGCAUCCCUUCUAGCCAUGACCCUAUUUGAUCCUAUUGAGAUGUGGCCCAUAGGUCAGUAGUGUGUGUGUUAAUCAGAUGCAUUCAUGUUGAAUGACUGUAAAUACUUCUAUAACAUGUACAGGAGAAACUGCAUGCUCUAGAUAAGCUUAGCUAUGACCUAUUCUACUGCUACUAUAAUAAUCAUGUAUUAUGUCUGGAAUGAACAAAGAAUCAUAUUUUUGUACAAAGUGAAUGUUUCUGUUUUUGUAGGUGUAUUUUGGUAUUGUCUAAAAGUUAUUUAAAUAAACUCUUGCCUUAUGA